AUGUGCCGUUGACGUUGACGACGUACGCCGCACCCAACGACCGCCAAACUGAGCACACUUCCUCUUUGGCAUCAACAACAUAACAUCCUUUUUAGUCUCAUUCAUGGCGAUGCUUUCUACUCCGGAGACGGUCAUGAACAUGGACGGAUCUGCAUCUGCAUCUGCAUCUGCAUCUGCUUCUCCGGAGGUGGUCGUUUCCGAUCCCUCACCAUCGUCCCCCGACGGAUCGCGCUCUAGCGGCUCACCUGAUCGCACCUCUUCUCCAAGCCCUAGUCGUGGUGGUGAAAAUCAGUCUGAAGUCAUAUCGAGGAGUGAAGAGUAUCGGCAAUUAUUUCGGCUCCCAGCUGACGAAGUCCUUGUUCAAGAUUUCAACUGUGCUUGUCAAGAGAGUAUUCUUCUCCAGGGUCAUAUGUACCUCUUCAUUCAUUAUAUCUGCUUUUACUCUAACAUCUUUGGCUAUGAGACCAAGAAAAUUAUUCCAUUUGCGGAUAUCUCUUGUGUUAAACGAGCAAAGACUGCUGGUAUUUUCCCCAAUGCCAUUGAGAUUUUAGCUGGAGGCAAGAAGUACUUUUUUGCAUCCUUUCUUUCCCGUGAUGAAGCUUUCAAGCUUAUCCAUGAUGGAUGGGUUGAAUAUGGUUGUGCUGUCAAAUCCCAAGCCCAGAUUCAGGAUUCUUUUUCUGAGUCCAACAACCAGGUAAACGAUGGAGUUGUUCAGAGUACUUUGGAUUUGGCCAGUGAGCUUGAUUCCCCAUCAAGGGAUGAAACACCUCGUCUUUCAGGCAGUUCCAGCGUUCCUGUUAUUACUCAAAAUGGCGUUUCACCUUCAUCUGUAAAUCUUCAGCGGCACACAGAACCACUUGUAGAUAGUGUGGCCUCUUCUUCAACCAAUAUCUUGAACUCCAAGCCUGAAGACUUAAAUGCACCAAAAUUAUCAUCUGAUUUUACAAAGGUAGCAGAGGCAAAAUUUCCGAUUCCAGUAGAAGAGUUCUUUAGAUUGUUUUUUUCAGAUGCGGCUGUCAGUUUUGUUGAAUCUUUCCAUAAAAAUUGUGGAGAUAAAGAGUUUAGGUGUAGCUCUUGGGAACCUCAUGAAAAGCUUGGACACACUCGCAAUGUCUCAUUUCAGCAUCCGAUAAAAAUAUAUUUUGGUGCAAAGUUUGGUGGCUGCCAGGAGUCACAGAAAUUUCGGAUGUACAGAGAUAGCCAUUUGGUUAUUGAAACAUCGCAAGAGAUCACCGAUGUGCCUUAUGCAGAUUACUUUACGGUAGAGGGGGUCUGGGAUGUGAAAAGAGAUUGCAAAGACUCGAUAGAAGGUUCUAUACUGGAUGUUUAUGUCAAUUUGGCCUUCUCUAAGAGAACAGUGUGGAAAGGAAAAAUAGUGCAGUCAACUUUGGAAGAGUGUAGAGAGGCUUAUGCAGCAUGGAUAAGAAUGGCACAUGAACUGUUGAAACAGAAGAAGCUGGAGAACCAAGAAGGUAUCAAGUUGAGUGAGGAUGGUGCCGUGAGCUCAGCAAGCGAAGAAAGAGUAUCUGAAUGUGAAGAGCAGAGGGUGGAGAUAGCAAGAGGAAGAGGAGGAGGGGUAGUGAAUAUUUUAAGGGAAUCAUUAAUGAAUGUGACAUCAUUUGUGAAGAGGCAAAGCUCGACAAAGCAGGCUUUAGUAAUAGCGUUUGCAGUGAUCCUACUUAUGCAGGUGACGAUAGUGGUGCUUCUGAAGAGAGGACCGGAGCAAGUGCAAAUGGGUAGUGAAUACUACAGCAGCUACGACAAGAGUGGAAUUGGGGAGAGUGUUGGAUGGUUGGAGAAGAGAAUGCAUUUCCUGAGGGAGGAGAUGAUUAUGGUUGAGGAUAGGUUGCAGAGGAUGCGACAAGACCACGCUGCCUUGAAGGCUCAGCUCCACCAAUUGGAACGCCUCCUUCUCCGCCACCAACAAUGAGAUAAUUCUGCUGGCGGAUUUGUAUCUAUAUGUCUGUAUGUAUCAUGUAUAAGCUUUUGUAUUUUCGGAUGUUAGUUUGCAAAGUUACACCCACGGGUAUGAUAUGGAUCAGUGUUGUAAGUAUUGGACAUUGUUUGUUUCUCAACUGCAAAUCUUUCUAUA
This is a messenger RNA of Brassica oleracea var. oleracea, 2092 nucleotides long. Its product is annotated as protein VASCULAR ASSOCIATED DEATH 1, chloroplastic. Lineage: Eukaryota; Viridiplantae; Streptophyta; Magnoliopsida; Brassicales; Brassicaceae. Gene Ontology annotation, biological process: negative regulation of programmed cell death. Bases 104 to 1930 code for a protein of 608 amino acids. The transcript has 18 exons. The record is from RefSeq and is a predicted model, not a curated record.